Nezara viridula (southern green stink bug) is the source of this 297-nucleotide messenger RNA. The record is from the annotation of a GenBank genome assembly. Lineage: Eukaryota; Metazoa; Arthropoda; Insecta; Hemiptera; Pentatomidae.
AUGUGUAGGGGUUGUCCCCCUAUCAUUCUUGGCGGUCUUACCUUAUCCUAUCCUCGCAACGUCAGGGGAUUGCCUCCUCGGUUGCAGAGCCCUGGAUGUGUAGGGGUUGUCCCCCUAUCAUUCUUGGCGGUCUUACCUUAUCCUAUCCUCGCAACGUCAGGGGAUUGCCUCCUCGGUUGCAGAGCCCUGGAUGUGGGAUUGCCUCCUCGGUUGCAGAGCCCUGGAUGUGUAGGGGUUGUCCCUCUAUCAUUCUUGGCGGUCUUACCUUAUAUACCUUAUCCUUCUCAUCCUAUCUAA